GGGUGGGGGAAGACACUGACCCACCCACCCAGGCGGAGCUGCUGAUUCUCGUUCUGUCCUCGUUCUGUCACAGGCGCCACAACUGCUUCAGCCUGCCUUGGCCUCUGUGACCUUUCCAGUUCCCCUCACCAAUUCCCUGGUAGAGCCUGGGCAGCACCCAUAGCCCGAGUGGGGCUCUGGGUGGUGCACUGGGAGAGAAUCCUGGGCCUCGGGGUGUGCAUUUUGGAUUCUUUUCUGUCCUCUGCCCCUGCCUUGCCUUCAGAUCUGCUGGUGUUGUGGCUCCUCUUUCUUUCCUGGCCCCUGAAAAUAACCAUUAGGGGCAGGAGGCUGCAUGCAGAGCCCGGGCUGAGUCCUCACUUUACCUCGUGUCACCAUCCCCGUGACCCGCCAGGAGCAGUGCUAGGAUUCCCACUGCGCCACAGACGAGCCUCAGACUCCGAGGGUGGGCACAUGCAGGCCUCAGAGCGAUGAGGCAGUGUGGGGUCAGAGGCCUGUCUGCCUGGCUGCAGAGCCCAUUUCCUCUGCCCCAGGCCGCCUCCCAUGUGUCCACACAUGCUGCCUCAGACCGAAGGGAGCUUGAAAGCUUCAGGAAGAAGACACACUGGGAGGAGAAAAUGGUCUUGGGAGCCUGACCCAUUUCCAUGUAGAUUAUCCUCCUUGGACGAGGUGGCUGGGCCUCCAGGCCCCACUUGCACCAGGGAUGGUGUCACGGAGGAGGUUGGGCACUGGGUGUCGGAAUACCUGGAUCCUGGGUCCAGCCUUGUCCUCACUGGCUGUGUGACUCUGGACAGAUCACUGAACCUCUCUGUGUCUCUAUGCAGCUGUACAAUAGAUACGAUGCUGUCUAACCUGCUGAUCUUGCAGGGUGACUGAACAAAUAAUAGUUGAGGAGGGACAGGAAAGGUGGAGAGGUGUCCUUGGGGAGGUGGUAGUAUUCUAAGUGCCUGGUAUGUCUUCAUGUCGUACCUGCUUUGUGCCAGGUCCAAAGACAUCAAAAUGACUCUAACCCCGUCCCUGUCCACGAGAAGACCGACAGGUGAACGUAAGUCUAGUCCAGCAUAGUCAGCUCCAGCCGUGAUCCACACGUGCCCGUCUGUAAGUGAGGCACAGUGGUUUGGGGAGCACUGGGUUUGGAGCUCAGCCUUCUGGGUUUGAGUCCUGGUUCCUCUACUACCCAGCUGGGUGACGUCAGUCUCCUUGUCUGCAGAAUAGGGGCAGUAAUCCCGACGGUCCAGGAUUGUGGUGAGGCAGGAAUGAGAGGCUGGUGUAGACGUGCGGGGCGUUGGUACAGAUGGGUGGCAUUAGCCAUCCUGUUGGGAGAGCAGGCCCUUGAGGCUGCAGGAGUGUGGCCCUGAAAUUCUUCCUGCCUUGCGUUUCUAGAACUGACUCAGUGGUCGAGAGGCAGGACGUUAAUGGAAUUCCCACUGGGGGAUUUCCUUGGCGUCAGCUAGAGUGAGCUCAUGAGGAAGGGGAACAGGGUGAGCGGCAGCUCCACGUUGAGGAGCAGCUGGUCGAGGAAAGGCCUGUCUCAGCCCCCACCAUGCCGUGGCCCCUGCUGCUGCCCGUGCUGCUGCUGCUGGCCACGAGUGGGGCCCAGACAACCCGGCCCUGCUUCCCCGGGUGCCAGUGUGAGGUGGAGACCUUCGGCCUCUUCGACAGCUUCAGCCUGACGCGAGUGGACUGCAGUGGCCUGGGCCCCCACAUCGUGCCCGUGCCCAUCCCUCUGGACACAGCCCACCUGGACCUGUCCUCCAACCGGCUGGAGACGGUGAACGAGUCGGUGCUGGCAGGGCCGGGCUAUACCACGCUGGCUGGCCUGGAUCUCAGCCACAACCUGCUGACCAGCAUCUCGCCCACUGCCUUCUCCCGCCUCCGCUACUUGGAGUCUCUCGACCUCAGCCACAACGGCCUGGCGGCCCUGCCGGCCGAGAGCUUCACCAGCUCACCUUUGAGUGACCUGAACCUGAGCCACAACCGGCUCCGGGAGGUCUCAGUGUCCGCCUUCGCCACCCACGGCCAGGGCAGGGUGCUGCACGUGGACCUCUCCCACAACCAUAUCCGCCGCCUCCUUCCCCACCCUGCACAGGCCAGCCUGCCCACACCCACCAUUCAGAGUCUGAACCUGGCCUGGAACCAGCUCCGCUCCGUGCCCGACCUCCGCGCCCUGCCCCUGCGCUACCUGAGCCUGGACGGGAACCCUCUGGCUGCCAUCGGCCCGGGUGCCUUCACGGGGCUGGCGGGCCUUACACAUCUGUCGCUGGGCAGCCUGCAGGGUCUCCCCCAGCUGGCGCCCUAUGGCUUCCGUGAGCUGCAGGGCCUGCAGGUCCUGGACCUGUCGGGCAACCCCAAGCUCACGUGGGCCGGAGCUGAGGUGUUCUCAGGCCUGGGCUCCCUGCAGGAGCUGGACCUGUCGGGCACCGGCCUGGUGUCCCUGCCUGAGAUGCUGCUCCCCCACCUCCCAGCGCUGCAGAGCAUCAGCGUGGGCCAGGGUGUGCGGUGCCGGCGCCUGGUGCGGGAGGGCGCCUACCCCCGGCUGCCCAGCUCCAGCCCCAAGGUGGCCCUGCACUGCAUAGACACCCAGGAAUUGGCUGCCAGGGGCCCCGACAUCUUGUGACAAAUGAUGUGGCCUGGGGCCACAUAACAGACUGCUGCCUUGGGCUUACUCAGGUCCUGGGUAGUUUAGAUUUUAAUGUGCCAAUGCCAGGGGGGACUCUGCAGGCCUUUAUGGCAGCAUCAUUGAAAGAGAGGCUUGGACCUGAGACCAACACUCAGGAGCAAAGUCUCACCCCUUUGUCUAUGUUGCCCCCCAAACUAUAAGCAGAGGGUCUUCCAUGCCAAACCAGACAGCAGUUCCCUGCUGUCCUUCCCCACUUGUCCCCAAAGUGCCUUCCCUCAGGCCUGGGCCAGCCUGACCUGCGACAGGAGAAUGGUGGGAGGAAGAUCCCACUGCGGGGCAGAGGUCAGGUCCACGGCUGAGCGCCCCCUAGGGCCCAUGGUCCAGCCACUCGGGCACGGGUUUCUUUUACGACAAAGCCCCCUCUUUGUUCUGGGCACAUGAAGUCCACUUCAGCCUUUUCUUUUCCCCUAGAAUCCUGGGUAGAACUUUAGUUAUAGAAAGGACUGGAGAAAAAAUCAAGUCCACCUCCUCAUGUGACAUGGGGAAACUGAGGCCUAGAGAAGGAAAACUGCUGAUCAGAGGCACCACGGUGGCAGAGGCAGGAUUGGACCCAGCGUCCUGCCUCCCAGCCGGGCCCAUUUGCACUUUUCCGACUUCUCCAAAUCAUGCCCUCCCCUCCCCUUUCUGGGCUCCCACUUGCUGCCAGGACCCACAUCCUGCUGUUUGUGCCCUCUCCCUGUCAUCCCCAGGACAGGCAAGGGCCUUGGAGGUGGGACUCUGGGCCCAGUGACCCACUGUGUGGCACAAGCUAAGUCACUUCACCUCUCGGAGCCUCUGGAAGCUUAAGGCUUUUGAGGCCCAGCCCUGGCCAUUUCCCACUCUGGGGUGGGGUCCCCCAGCAUCAAGACUGGAUAUGCACCUUGAGGGACAUGCUCCCCAAGGAGUUGAUGCAAUCCUGGCCCCCCACCUGGCCAUGAGCUCCAAGGGGCCUCCUGGGUUCAGCCCCCACUGGUCCUGAGGCCAGCAGACCCCAAGAGUCCAUCUCACCCUACUGAGGAUGCAGCAGAAGGAGGCAGAGGAGCCCCUACCCAUGUUUAUGCUCCCCAACCCCAGGGCGGCAUCUCAGCUUCCCAGCCCUGGGCUCUUCCCUUAGUCUUCAAAAGUUGUUGCCUUUUUAAUGGACUGUCACUUUCAACCACCUCACCCCCCACCCCUGCUGGCAGGGGAUGGAAAUGUGUCAUUUGUAAAGAGAAACGGUUGCAUUUGUUCACUUUUGUAAUAGUGUGACCUGGGGAUUUGCUGGGAGGAGGAGGUGGUGGGUGGAAGCCAGCCAUCAUGGCCAUGUGGGCAUCAGAGGGCUGGUCCCACAGAGACACCCACAGGACAAUGAGGGCUCUGUCCUCCCCCACCAGCCCCACCCAGCACCUACCGGUCCUUGGUUUAAUAAACACUAUAAAGAGUC
Molecule: messenger RNA, 4079 nt
Organism: Diceros bicornis minor
Lineage: Eukaryota; Metazoa; Chordata; Mammalia; Perissodactyla; Rhinocerotidae
Gene: TSKU
Product: tsukushi, small leucine rich proteoglycan
Exons: 2
Coding region: 1541-2614 (357 amino acids)
Cellular component (GO): extracellular matrix
Molecular function (GO): protein binding
Source: RefSeq, a predicted model, not a curated record